Molecule: messenger RNA, 3427 nt
Organism: Beta vulgaris subsp. vulgaris (sugar beet)
Lineage: Eukaryota; Viridiplantae; Streptophyta; Magnoliopsida; Caryophyllales; Amaranthaceae
Product: putative receptor-like protein kinase At3g47110
Exons: 2
Coding region: 56-3130 (1024 amino acids)
Biological process (GO): protein phosphorylation
Molecular function (GO): receptor serine/threonine kinase binding; protein kinase activity; ATP binding
Source: RefSeq, a predicted model, not a curated record
AGAAAAGAAGCUAACUAGAAACUGGCAAUAGCAUAGAUACACAAAGAAAGUCACAAUGUCCUUAUUUCCUUUGUCAUUGUUUGUAUGUUCCAUCCUUCUAAAACUGCUAGUAUUUUCCUCAUUAACUUCUCAUCAUCCCUUAAUCCUUCUUGUUGAGUCGACUCGUUCGAGCAUCGAUUCAGACAAGGAUGCCUUAAUAUCAAUCCGAUCCCAACUAAGCCUAGAUAAUCCUUCAAAUCCUUUAUCAUCUUGGGACAAAAACUCAUCCCCAUGCAAUUGGACAAGAGUUGUUUGUAACAAGUUUGGUCAUAGAGUCAUUGGUCUUAACUUGUCUAGCUUACACCUUAUUGGACCUAUUAGUCCUCAUAUAGGUAAUCUCUCCUUUCUCCGUUCCUUACAACUUCAAAACAACCAAUUUACCAACACAAUUCCAAAGGAAGUAUGUAAUCUACUUCAUUUGAAAGUUCUCAACUUGAGUUCCAACCACUUAGAAGGUUCGAUUCCAUCGAAUAUAAGCAAGUUACGCGAGCUCAAGGUUUUGGACUUGACAAUGAACAAGAUUAUGGGGAGGAUUCCUGAUGAAGUUAGCUUCCUCCCAAAACUCGAAAUCUUGAGCUUGGCAAGCAACUCAUUUUCAGGCCCUAUACCGCCAUCUCUUGGAAAUCUGACCUCAUUGAUUAACUUGGAUUUGGGUACUAAUACACUUAGAGGCACUAUUCCGAAAGAACUGAGCCAUCUUCGGAGCCUCAAACAUUUUGACCUCAGCAUCAACAACCUCACUGGAAUAGUCCCUGCACCUAUCUAUAACAUGUCAUCUCUAGUCUUUCUCGCCUUGGCAUCAAACCAAUUGCAGGGUGAGCUUCCUUAUGAUGUUGGAGAAAGGUUACCAAAUCUUCUAACUUUUUAUUUUUGCAUCAACAACUUCACAGGAAGAAUUCCUGGCUCAUUGCAAAAUCUUACCAACAUCCAAGUGAUUCGUAUGGCUCACAAUCGUCUCACUGGAACCAUACCACCGGGUCUAGGGAACCUUCCAUUCCUCAAGAUGUACAACAUUGGCUACAACUACAUAGAAAGUUCAGGUGAUAAUGGUCUUGAUUUUCUAACUUUAUUAGCUAAUAGUACUCAACUUAACUUCCUUGCCUUUGAUGGAAACCUAUUAGAGGGGUUCAUACCGGAUUCUAUAGGAAACCUUUCAAAGGUUCUCUCGAAGUUAUACAUGGGGGGAAAUCGCAUUCAUGGUAGUAUACCAAGCUCAAUAGGUCAACUUACUGGCUUGUCAUUGCUAAACAUAAGCUACAAUGAGAUCACGGGUUCAAUACCUAGCGAAAUUAGCCACUUACAAGAUUUGCAAGUCUUGGAUUUGUCUAAGAAUCAUAUCUCUAGUAUCAUUCCACAAUCCUUAGGUAAUCUCAUAAAGCUAAAUAAACUUGAUUUAUCUAGCAAUAAUUUGAUAGGUCAAAUUCCUAGCUCCUUUGGAGGUUUUAGCAAUCUCAUUUAUAUGGACUUAUCAUCCAAUAUGCUUAAUGGAACCAUACAUAGAGAAAUCCUUAGCCUCUCAACUUUGAGCAAUACCCUAAAUUUGUCUCACAACCAUUUUGAUGGGCAAUUAUUAGAGGAAAUUGGGCUACUAACCUUAGUGAUUACCAUUGAUCUUUCGCGUAAUCAGUUGUCAGGGUACAUCCCUACCUCCAUUUCAAAUUGCAAGAGUUUGGAGACAUUGAACAUGGCUCAAAAUCUUUUCUUUGGUCCUAUCCCAAGCUCUUUAGGAAACUUAAAAGCACUUCAAACGUUGGAUCUUUCUCAUAACCAACUAUCCAGUGUCAUUCCUACCAACCUUAAUCUCUCGAAUGCUAUCGAAUCCUUAAACCUUUCCUUCAACAAUCUUGAAGGAGGACUUCCUUGUGAUAAGCUCUUUAGAAAUCAUUCUAAAAUCCACUUACAAGGCAAUCCGCGACUUUCAUUGCAUUUAGAGUGUGAGAAUAAAGCUCAAGUUGCUCAUCAUACACGACUAUUUAACAAAAAUGUCAUCAUAGUUGUUGUAGUUGUGGCUAUUUUCGUUUUAUUCUUUGUCAUUUCUACAUUCUUUUUUGCAAUAAAGAGAAGGAAAGCCAAGCUGAAUAGAACUUCGGAAUCCAAGCAGAUGGAGGGACAUUACAUGGUUAAAUAUGAUGAGCUUCGUCAAGCCACUGGAGGUUUUAGUGAAGGAAACUUAAUUGGAAGUGGAAGCUUUGGAUCAGUUUACAAAGGGUAUCUAAGAGAUAACAUGGCUGUUGCGAUUAAGGUCCUUGACAUGAAACUAGCCGCGUCUUGGAAGAGCUUUUUCGCGGAGUGUGAAGCUUUAAGGAAUGUUAGACAUCGGAACCUUGUUAAGCUUAUAACAUCUUGCUCAAGUUUAGAUAACAAAAACAUGGAAUUCCUUGCUCUAAUUUAUGAGUUCCUUAGUAAUGAGAGCUUAAAGGAUUGGAUUAAGGGCAAAAGAAAUAAAGAAAAUGGAGAUGGUUUGAGCAUUUUAGAAAGGUUGAAUGUGAUUAUUGAUGUUGGUAGUGCACUAGAUUAUCUGCAUCAUGAUAGUGAAGUUCCCGUGGUGCAUUGUGAUAUAAAGCCUAGCAACAUUCUCCUUGAUGAAGAUAUGACUGCGAAAAUCGGAGAUUUCGGGUUGGCAAGGUUGUUAAUGGAGAAUAUGGGUGAACAUUCCAUUAGUUCGAGCCAUGUUUUGAAGGGUUCUAUUGGGUAUAUGCCCCCAGAGUAUGGUUUAGGAGUAAAACCAUCAACAGCUGGAGAUACAUACAGUUUUGGAGUAACAUUGUUGGAGCUGUUUACUGGUAAAAGCCCAAGCCAUGACACUUUUACAGGUGAACAAGGAUUAGUUGCGUGGGUUCAAGCAUGCUUACCUACUCAGAUGAAGCAACUCUUGCUUGAUCCCGAGCUGCGGCGACAGCUCCUGGAUCAUCCUGAUGAUGGUGAUGGCUACAAUCAAAUGAAAGUCCAAGAAGAAGAUUUGGAUUAUUGCUUGGUGAACGUUUUCGAGGUCGGAUUAUCAUGUACUGCUUAUCAUCCUGAUAAACGCAUUACUAUGAGGGAGGCUCUUCACAAGCUUAAAGCUGUUCAAAAGAAGCUCCUCAAAUCUUAGAUAACUAUGGAUCACUGCUAAUAAGACUGUAUUAUUAGUUGGAAGGAACAAAGCAUUUGAAUUUUGAUGCAAUCAUAUGUGACAUCAAAAUUCAAAACAGCACAAGUUCUUUUUGAUAAUCUAUUAGUUCCACAAUAACAUUAGUAAUAGUAGUUAAGCAAGGUACUUAAGAAGUUCCAAGAAACUGAGAAAAAGAGUAAAUUUCUUCCCGAUUUUGCUUAAUUUUAUAUAUUGCACUCGCUCUCUCGAUUGAGAAGUAUACUGAUAUUGAUAUGAUACUUAUUACGUUUCUUAAUA